Messenger RNA from Jaminaea rosea, 1210 nucleotides. RefSeq names its product mitochondrial carrier. NCBI's taxonomy places the organism in Eukaryota, Fungi, Basidiomycota, Exobasidiomycetes, Microstromatales. Bases 43 to 1020 code for a protein of 325 amino acids. The transcript has 3 exons. The record is from RefSeq and is a predicted model, not a curated record. Gene Ontology annotation, molecular function: S-adenosyl-L-methionine transmembrane transporter activity. Gene Ontology annotation, cellular component: mitochondrial inner membrane.
CCGAGCCACCAACCUUCUCGUCCUCGCACUUACACUCCAAGAAUGGACGAUGCGACGUUGUCUUCAUCGUCCUUGUCGAAUGUCAACAACAGUAUCAAUAGCGGCAGCAGCAAUGGGCAAGCUCGACCACCGCCUCACUACCUGACCUCUCUAGCAUCAGGCGCCUUGGCUGGUCUGAGCGUCGACCUCUCCCUCUACCCUCUCGACACGCUAAAGACUCGCCUCCAGUCGUCUAAGGGGUUCUGGGCGUCGGGAGGAUUCAAGGGCGUAUACCAAGGGAUCUCAAGCGUAGCAGCUGGCAGUGCGCCAGGAGCGGCCAUCUUCUUUGUCACUUAUGAGAGCCUCAAGAAGGAGCUCCUUGGUACAGAGUCGCUGAGCUCAGGUGCUGCACACAUGAUGGCGGCCAGCGCAGGAGAGGUGGCGGCUUGCCUUGUCAGAGUGCCCACAGAGGUAGUCAAGAGUCGAUUUCAGGCUGGAGUGUACGGCAAGGACAUCAAUGUAGCCAGCGCGAUUUCCAAGAUCCUAGCCAGGGAGGGCCCGAGAGGUUUGUGGAAGGGUUACGGUACGACGGUAGCACGAGAGAUUCCCUUCACCUGCAUCCAAUUCCCCCUCUAUGAGCGCCUUAAGCUCGUCCUUCUCGAACGAUAUCGCAUCUCGAACCCAGAUGCCACCUCCCUCCCACCCUAUCAAGCCGCUCUCGUCGGUUCCUUCUCAGGAGCCAUUGCAGCAGGCACUACGACGCCUCUUGACGUUGUCAAGACGAGAUUGAUGCUUGCUGAGAGAAGUAGAGAGCAAGGAGGACAGCCAGUCAAGGGAGUCGUGGCGGGUGGGCCACCUCGAGCUAGACCUGGGGUCAAUCAGCGUUUCCUACCGACGCUGCUGCACGUUUGGGAGACAGACGGGAUCAAGGGCCUUUAUCGCGGAGUGUUGCCCAGAAUCGUCUGGAUUGGCUUGGGUGGCGCAGUGUUUUUGGGAAGCUUUGAAGUUGGGGUGAGGGCGCUUGAGGGUGAGAGGAUAUGAUGAGCCAGCCAGCAUAGAGUAGACUACACGCAGCAUAUGCAAUGCUAAUACCGCCAGAAGAGAAUGGUACAAGAAUGAAGAAGGCUGUGGACUUGUUUCAUUGCGUUGCUGUUGCCUUGAUGAUCUUGACCUCUUCUCGUGGUCUAUCGUCGGCAUCAGUAGCUACGAGGCCCAUCCUCCUCACGACCUC